Messenger RNA from Pecten maximus, 8726 nucleotides. RefSeq names its product DCN1-like protein 5. The coding region runs from base 260 to 961 and encodes 233 amino acids. Gene Ontology annotation, molecular function: ubiquitin conjugating enzyme binding; cullin family protein binding; ubiquitin-like protein binding. Gene Ontology annotation, cellular component: ubiquitin ligase complex. The record is from RefSeq and is a predicted model, not a curated record. The transcript has 10 exons. Gene Ontology annotation, biological process: positive regulation of ubiquitin-protein transferase activity; protein neddylation. NCBI's taxonomy places the organism in Eukaryota, Metazoa, Mollusca, Bivalvia, Pectinida, Pectinidae.
UGGGAAGGAGGUUGGAGCUUUAGGUUCAUAUCCGUUCCGCAAACGCUGCAGCAAAGAAACGACCGUAAUAACAAUUUUGACGAUUCUUUUUUGUUUAUGGUAUUCGUCUGUAUAGCUACUGCAGUCUGGAGGAAGAUACAGAAAGUGGUCGGCCUCUACAGAAGAAGUUUACAACCCUGCUAAUUUAUUACAGAGCAUAGGUGAAGGACACACUUCACAGGAAGCGCUUGGUGGCCAAGUGCAUGAGAAUUACUUCAGCAUGCCCAUAAGGAGAAAACGCUCAUCACCCACAAUGGAAGAUUCUAGAACAAAGAAAGCCAGAGUUGCUAGCUGGGCAAGAAAGGAUGGAAGGUCAUGUGAUACAGAUAGUGCUUUCAGUUCUAAACGAUGUGUCGCUUGGUUUCAUGAAUACACAGGUGCUGAUGAAGAUGUACUAGGACCGGAGGGAAUGGAAAAAUUCUGUGAAGACAUCGGUGUAGAACCAGAAAAUAUUGUGAUGUUAUCAUUAGCAUGGAAACUUGGGGCCAAAAACAUGGGAUUUUUCACAAAAGCCGAAUGGUUGAAAGGGAUGACGGAAUUACAAUGCGACUGCCAGAGUAAACUACAGAUGCAGUUAGAUUAUUUACGAUCAGUUUUGGAUGAUCAGAUACAGUUUAAAGGAAUUUACAGAUAUGCAUUUGAUUUUGCGAGGGAUAAAGAUCAGAGAAGUAUGGAUAUAGACACAGCUAAGGCCAUGUUAGCCCUUGUGUUGGGCAAACACUGGUCACUGUUCGGCUCCUUUCAUCAGUUUUUAGAGCAAUCUAAAUACAAAGUGAUCAAUAAAGACCAGUGGUGCAAUAUACUGGAGUUCAGUAGAACCAUUCUCCCUGAUCUGUCUAACUACGAUGAGGACGGAGCAUGGCCGGUGUUACUGGACGAGUUUGUGGAAUGGUACAAGGAACAUAGAAGUAUGAACAGCUGAUUCCUUAACCAAUAGAAAUCAAGUAUCUUCCAUGAAGUGUGUUGUGAUUGGCUGCUUGACAAGGAUGUUUCUAUUAUGCAAAUGAAGUGUGGAGAAGAAAGCUGUUGGAACACAAAAAAAAGCAAAUACUGUGUGUGCUGCCUGCCUUGCAAGCAAGCUUGACGUUGAGUGACUGAGAGAAUCGAUGGCUGUGUGAUAGUUAUCAAUACCUUAUGAAUGUUUCCCGGCACUUUUCAUGUAUACGUAUUUGUUAUAAAAGAUACUUAGCAUUGUUAACAUUUAACAGUGAAGUCGGUCCGAAUCGCAAAUCACAGAUAAUUCAGGGAGUUUCUUGUAGGGUGUGGAGUGUGCUGUCACCCAAUAAAUGGUUUUAGGGUCGAAGCUUUAAUUGGCUGUCAUAGGGGUAUUGGGCUAUAAUGAAAGUCUUUGGGCUUUGAUAAAUGCUUUAAGGCUAUGGUUACUGAUUUUACAAGUAAUGAUAAUUCUUGAUACAGGUUUUGGAGAUGUAAAUGUUUCAAAGCAUUUGAUUGUAAUGAAAGGGCUAUAAUAAAUGUAUUUAAGAAGUUGAAUAAUGCUGGUAUGCUAUAAUCAAAAUAAAUAUUUAAUUGUUUUGAAAAUAAAGAUAAUAGCUAUAGAAUACUAUGAAAAAUGAUAAAAUAUCUUACUUAAAGUUCUUAUGCAAUGAAAAAUUGUUUUAUGUUCAGAUUUCAUUUUAAAUUAUUAAGAAAUUCUCGUGUACACUGGUAUUCAUGUUCAAAACAAUAACGUAACCAGAGUCAUAUUUUAGAUGUUAGAUUUUCUAUAAUAUACUGAUUUGAUUAUAUAUUAACGGGAAAGGGUAUUGCAGAACACACCAGCAUUACCUGCAGUGAUGAGGAUUCUAUGAAAUAUAUUUGAUUUGCAUUCUUGAAUUGGGCUUAAUGUUUUACCUGUAACUGUACUGGGGAUUCUUGCCAUCUCUUCAUAAUUAGAUCUGUCUUGUUCAGCUGUCAAGUAUCUGCAUACAAACUUGGACACCAUCUUUUACUAUCUCAUCAUUCAAUGUAGUUUUAAUUAAAAGAAUCAUAUUGUCUUGUAAUGUACUUGUAUUAAGAUCAAUUUUUGAUUAAUUUUUCUGAAAUAUAAAAUUGAAAUCUUUAUAAUUUUUCUGAUUCGUGAACAGAAAUUCAUGUGCAAUAAAUGAGCAGGUGAUUUUGUACAGUUCAGGUGACGACCAGACGUUUAUUGACAUAUAAGACAUACGAGAAAAUAUGAGUCGUUUAUUAUCAUAAGUUUUGUUUGUCUCCAUCCCAGGGCUUUACGAUUUCUUACAGCGUAUUACCUCUACCUUGAGAAAAGCAGAAACUGACAGGAAAAAACUAGAAAUAGUUAAGAUUAAAUGUAUCAUUGUAUAAGUGAUAUAAGCAAAGGUGUGUGUGUGGAUCAUUUUGUUAUCGGCCAUGUUGUGUCUGUACAAUAUACUUUAUUGUAAGUUCUUUGUUUUGUUUAGAGUGCUUUUGUUGAUGGCUGUUCUGGAUAUGAGUAUAUGGGGGGUGGCAGAGAGAGGCACUUUCCAUUGGUAAUAUUUGGGUGAUGGGAUUUAAAAGAAUUACCAUAGCACCUUAAAUAAUUCUAUAACAGGAAAAUUAAUACUGGGUGCGAGCUGCAAAAUCUAUUUUCUGCCUUCCCCCAUCCCCAGAAACCAUAUCAUAUUGAAUGUAAUCUAUGAUAUAUGUACAUGUUCUAACAUGGCAUAUGAAAAUAAAUCUAAUUAGAAUUAUCUAUUGUAAUAAAUUAUGAUUUUUUUUUUAGAAAAGAAAUAUCUGUUUGUAAUUUAGAAAAAAUAUAUUUGCACGAGUUAAUCAUUCUUUCACCCAUUUAAUUAAAUACUUUGUAAGUAGAGAUUCUGUAGGACAAAUUAUAUGUGUUUGUUCAAGUUUGUCUGUGUUCUAACUUAUGCAAAUGUUUGGGGAUUGUCAUGUUGUUUAGUUUUCCAGCAUUCCUGCUUCAUGGUCACACUGUUUUUAGACAUAGUGGAAAAUUAACUCACAUUGAGGAAUAGCUGAUUAUUAUUUCAUUAAUAUCUGUUCAACAAAAUGGAGCCAAGAUUUGUUCAAGGACAUGAGUGAAUCUGACCUGGUGUCGUUUUUGGCAGGUUAUAAUAAAACUAGCAAGUCAUGGAAAAAUUAUUGAAAACUGUUGCAAAUUUUGUCAAAUUCCAGACAAGCUGUGGCAAAUGACUUUCAAGACAUGCAAGCAUUUUUUCCGAGAAAAUAUUAAUUUCAUGCUGACAAAUUGAUCUGCAAUGAAUAUAAAAGCUACGAACUUUGCUUUGAUUUCAUAUAAAGCUAAUAUAUAUUUUUGUUUGUUUUCCCAAGAUAAUAUUAUAUCACUGCUCACAUCAGUGUAAAUUAAAUAUCGGACACUGUUUUCUUAUUUUUAGGUAAAAAUAGCCAAAUAAUACUUAGUAAAUUUUAAUAUGGUAUUUAACAGUUUGUAGAUUCAUUGUGUUCCAUGUCAAUGUAUAUUUACCAAAUGAGACUGUAAGAAAAAUAAUAUAAAACAAGGGAGAUAACUUCAGAACUAAAAUGAUUCGGAAAUCUUCAAUCAAUAUAAUAUUAAAGCUACUGUCAAUCUGAUUAAAACCAAUCUGUAAUCCCGCUCUGAAACUCUUUGUUAUAGGUUUUAAUCAGAUCGAGCUACCCUCAUAAGAUUUCAAUAUUUUAUGGUUCAAAAUUAUUUUAAAACAUUGGAAAUAAUAUUUGUUUUAUAAAGUUUGAUUCGCUAUUUCUCUUACAUAACACAAAAUGUGCUGAUAUAUUUUUUCAAGUUUUUUUUUAUUUUGUCAUUAAGACAACUUUGCUAGCCAAGGGUGUUCAAUACGAUACUCUCCUUAAUAGAAUGUUCAAUAUGAUAUUCUCCUUAAGGAGAGUAUGGUAUUGAACAGCCUCGGCUAGCAAAACUCUUAGUAACAAUACUUUCGAUUUAGAAUUAGCAACAUUGUUUUUCUGUUCAUUGUACAUACAUAAGUGCCAUCAUUAACAUCAUGAAACCUCAUAGUGCUAUCUAUUGUUGUUGUAUGUAAAGUUAGACAAAGUGUUUUAAAUUUAGUCCAUUUCUUGUACAUUUUGUAAAUAAUUCAUAUGUGCACUGAUUUUGAAAGUUGUAGAAACUUCAUCAAAUGAAAAUUUUCUUGAAUGCAAAUGGUGAGAUGAGCUGAAGAAGGUGAGAACUCAUUGAUGGGCAUUGUAGAUGUAUGAGGGGAGUUUUUUUUGGGGGGGGGGUGGGGGGGAUGUUGAAGGAUUUUUAACACAUUCACAGAUUCACAGUAGAUAAAAAUGAUUGAAUAUACAAAACCUUAAUGAGUGAAUAUUCUUAAGUGAUGAAUAUGAUGAUUGUGUUGAAUUACUUUUAAAUAUGAAUUUAACCCUUUAGACUUGUGUGUAUUAGUCAGGUGUAUGACUGUGUCGUUUAGAUGUUAUCGAAGGUGUUCUUUUGCCUCUUGAGUGUAUGUAGUAGUUUCCUUCUCCACUCACAUAAAUUGAAGAGUAAUUAUUUAAUUUUCACUUUUCGUUAAUAUUUUACUUCUGAUUUCUAAUCUUAUGUAGCAAACUCACUGCUGUUUAUCUUUUAAUAUCUACUUAGAUUUGGCUAUGAACCUUGUAAUAAUGACCACAUUAAAAAAAACCUAGUUUCAGUAAUUGAUAUGACUCAAAAUACUGUUUUUACUCUCGUUGGUAAAGGAUAUGUUUUAAAAUAUACCAUUCAGCUGAUUCUCGAACCCCAUUGGCUGUCAAGUUAUCUCUUACAGUUAAUACUGACAGAGUGGAACAAGGGAAAUAUCUCUGAUAGAGUAAAUUCAAAGAUCAAGUCAUAUCUGGCCAAACGAAAUCACUGGAAGUCUCUUAGUGUGGAGUGUUUAAAUACAGAUUAGGUUGAUUAUUUUUAUAAAGUAAUCAAGCACAAGAGAGGAGUAAAAAAUGCAAAAAAAAUUUUUUUUUUUUUUUUUUUUUUUUUUUUAAAUCUGCAUUUUGUUUUCAUUUAUUAUUAGAUAUAAUGUUUGCCAUCUGGAACAUUUCAACUGAAUAGUAAAAUGUCUUUGUAUGAUUGCUGGUUUUCAUAUCUAUGUGUUGUGUAAUAGCUAUCAAUUUGUUAAUGUGUCCCACAGAAUAGCACAAGUCAUCAUUUUUUGUAUGACUAUAAAUGAUGGACUGGUAUAGACUUAGUUUAGACUUUCAGGACAUUGAAGAAUUUCACACAAAUAUUCGAUAGCCAUGACUGCCUUGUACAACCACUUUACCUAAAUAUGCUGAUUAGGGAUCAACUUGAUACAUCCCAGCAUCAUAUACAUUGUGAAAGAUAUGGUGUCUGUGUUUAACUUUGAUGAAAUUCUAGGUAUUUUAGUUUUAUAAACUGUAGCUUUUUUAUUGAAAAUGCUAAUCUUAGGUAAAGUUGAUUCAGGAAUCAUAAUCAGAUAUUUAUACAAUGUACCUGGUAUGUAGUUUCAAAAAGUAAGUUAGAAUUGUAAUUAAAUACACAUAGAUUAGACAUUUUAAUCCUUCUUUUAUACAUCCCAUGCUUCUCAAACCUUUUCACAACCUGUUGAUGAAAGUUCUACUAGAGGAAUCAAUGUAUAUGGAAUAAUUAGGAUUUUUUGUUCAAAUUUAUACCGGGUAUUGUUGUUGAUCUAUAUGUUAAAUGUUUUGGUUUUAAAACUGACUGGAUGUUUAUUUUGUCCAUUUGAGAAUAUUUGUCUAUAUUGAUUGACAGCUGUGUGUGUGAAUGAAAGCGUAAGGUGUUACGGAAUAUUGUAUUGGGUUAUUUUCCUUUCAUGAUGAUGGACAAUUUUGAAAACUGUGAGUAGGAUGGCUCCCAACUUUGUAUUUGUGUAUAGUUAUCUUGAUAGUCUAUUGUAAAAUCAAUUCUUGAAUAGCCUGAAAAAGUCCAUUGCCAAAUCAUUUGUCUGACGGGAUCUAUUGUAAAAUCAAUUGCCUGACACAGUCUAUUGUAAAACCAAGUCUGACUUUAUUGUGGAUAAUGUUCUUCAUCUACAACAAAUAUUAGUCUGAUUUCAUUCCUUUUAUUUUGGAAGACACCGACCAAUGUUUAAAAAAAAAAUCAAAAUUGAUAAUUACCAGUUAAAUAGAUCAAUUGAAGGAUGUUUGUUAAUUUAUUUGACAUGAAUAUCCUUUAUCCCAAAGAGCAACAUUCUUGCAGAAUAAAUUUUAAUGCACAAGUUUUAGGGUGGAAUUUUUUAUUCACUUUUCGCAAUAACUUGUUUUUGCAAUAACUUAAAAUAUGGUUAGGGAAAAUACUUGUUCACAGUUUUUUUCUGGUAUUGAUACUAUAGAUACAUGUUAUUUAUGAUAUUUUACAAUACGAAGUUUGAAUAUUCAUGAAUGAAACUUAACAAGGGAGAUAACUACAGAAUUCAUACUUUAAAAAAGAAAACUUUUGGAAACAGCUGUUUUGAUACAAUUAUUUGGAAAAAUAAUUAAGAAAAAAAUAAUGCAGGACAGUUGAAAACUUAAGUUGGUAUGAAUGCUUAAGGGACUGGCAAUUCAUUAUCUUUACCCAAAGGCAUUAAUUAGGCUGUUUGGGCCCUCACUAAUGUAAGAUUGAUAAGAUGCUGAUGUAUUUGAGAAUUGGUCUUAUGCAUGUUAUGAGGUUUUAUAAGAAUUUUGUCAAACUCAGCCCAGUUUAACAACUCUAUUUCCUUUAACAUUGCUGAAUUUAAAUAAUCUAUUACCAUACAUUGUUGUUUGUAACCACAUAUUUAUUUUGUGUUAGCUUGUGUUCGUAGGUGGAAAGGGUUCAAACAAAUCCGAACCAUAGCUACUUUAUCAAGUAUCAGUUUCACAUAUCCGUUAAUACUAAUCAUUGAAGAACAUGUUAAUAUUUAUCAUUUUAUAUCUAAUCUGCAUUAUUUAGGUACAUGUAUAAAACAUAUACAUUUAUUAGAGAAAAUAACUUCUCUUUUGACUACCAACAUGAUAAUUCAUCUGUAUAAUUAGCAUGCAGAAUGGUAUCAAAUGUUACCUUAUUCAGAUAAAGAAUUUAUUCAGAUGGUAGUAGUAAUCUAUGUCAGUAAUAUACUAAUUUAUUAAUUAAUCUAUUGUUGUAUGUAAAUAUACAUAGUCCUCAUUUCGCUACAGUUCCAUCACAUGUCAUUUAGUAAGAAUACAUUUACACUUUUGCUUAGGAAAUGUCUUUAAAUUAAAAGUUUUAUGUUGUUAGAAGAACUGGCAUUUGUAUAUUGUUACAUCUUUCAUGGGUAUGUCAUUUCAUUUUCUUCUGUGUGCUAAUGUCUUAAAAUUUCAUUUUGUUUAAUUGAAAUUGAAGUGUCAUCUGUAGAGUCGGGAGGACAAGUGUUAAACUUCACUUAUUGAGAAAGUGGUUUACGAGCUUAAAUAUUUGUGUAGGUAUUGUUUCAUAAAAUUUGUUUAAUGGUAAGUCAGUUACAUAGAGUAGGAAAAUAUUCAGAAAAUGUUCUCAUUUUUAAUGUGUAUGAAAUAUUCAGAAAAUAUUCUCAUUUUUGUAUUUGUCUAGUAUGUUGUGAAGUAGGUAGUUACAUAAAAGUAAGUCAUGUGUGUUUCGAUAAGACUGCUCCCAACUCUUUAUUGAUUCUGUUCAAAUACCUAUGCUGUAGAAUCUGUCCUGUGAGAUGAGGAUUAUGAAUUACAGCCUGCCUUUUUACAAAUUGACAAUGGAUUUACCUUGAUAUAGGGAAAAUAAUUAAAUAUAUUUGAUUAUCUCCCUUCUUUCGUAAGAUUUGGUGCAUUUUGUUUUUUGGUCUUUUUUUUUAAGAAAAAAUAAAUAAAAGUGAAAAAAAGAUAGUAUAUUGAGCUCCAGAUUUCUUUUUAUUGUACAUGUUACUUAAUCAAAAACUUGUUCCUUUUUUUCGAAUUGAUAGUUUGGUUUUUUGGAGCCUGCAGCAGUAGACUGAUUUGGUGGAAUCUGCUGAGUUGAAUUAAACUUGAUUUAAUAGUAAUACAUUAAUUGUGUAUUUCAUAAAUCUACAAAGUGAAGCGCCUUUUGAUCCUAAUAGAUGCUAGUUUGCUGUUGUAAUGUUUGGAACAGUUACACACUAUGCAUAUUCACGUACAACCCUUGUGAUCUGAUAAAUGUGUGAAAUGUUCCAUCAAAUUUGAAUAAAUCUACGAAAGAUGUGCACCUUCCCUGUGUGUAAUGUAAAAAGAAUUGUAAGGCUUCACCUCAUAUAUUUUAUGUUCAUAGUGAUUUCUGAACGUUUUUUUUUUUUAUUUUGGAGAGGGGGGGGGGGGGGGGAGGGGGUAUUUUUGUAUAUCUACAUAAUGUAUUUGUAAUUUGACAUUUAUGGAGCAAAAGUUUGAUUAAUUUAAGAACACAGAAAUAUUUUCUAAAGUUUUUAAUGUUUUAAUAAUGGAAUCAAUAUUUUCAUUUUUUUUUUUUUUUGUAUGUAAGUUUAUUUCAAAACUUAACACAAAUUUGGAAACUUGUCUAAAAAAAUUGAAGAUAAACAGAAAAAAAUACUUAUGAAUUCAAGACUGCAUACAAAAAUAUGUUUCGGUGUUUUGAUGCUUAAAAUAUAUCUGGUGAUGUUUGGUCUAGGAAGACAAAGGAGUUUGCUGUGGACGCUAGUGGUGUUAGGUGAAGAAAACCAAAAAGAAUUUGUUGUGGGCUAAAGGAAUGUCAAUUCUUUACUUAUCUACUGUGAUCUGUGAGAGUGAGGGAAAGCUGUUGUGAAAACCAGUCAGGCCAGUUCAUACUUUGAAAUAUAUAAAUAAAUGUAUAUUAUAUGAAAUAA